CAAAAAAGAAAGAAAUUUUUCACAUUGUACCACUAAUGUGGAAAAUUCUUGCUGCACUGCAUUCUAGCAAAAGAAAACUAAGAUUUAGAACCACAAUCAAUUCAAAAUAAGGUGAGAUUUAUUCCCAUCUAGUCUCAAAAUAUCUCAUAUUUUCCUGUAGAGCUUAAGUUCCCUUCUCAGUUAAGUUCUUGAGAUAUGUAGGAAGCAAAGAAACUUGUGUUACCCUCAUGUUUUUCUUCUUCAUAGGUUUAAGACCCAUGAACAGGUCAGCAACACACAUUCACCUUGUGACUGAGUUUAUUCUCCUGGGGUUCCCUGGUUGCUGGGAGAUACAGAUUUUCCUCUUCUCACUCUUUUUGGUGGCUUAUGUCUUGACGCUGCUGGGGAAUGGAACCAUUAUCUGCGCAGUAAGAUGGGACCCACGACUGCAUACCCCAAUGUACUUUCUGCUGGGAAAUUUUGCCUUCCUUGAGAUCUGGUAUGCUUCAUCCACGGUUCCUAACAUGUUAGCCAACAUUCUCUCCAAAACCAAGACCAUUUCAUUUUCUGCCUGCUUCCUCCAGUUCUACUUCUUCUUUUCCCUGGGCACAACUGAAUGCCUCUUCCUGGCAGUAAUGGCUUAUGAUCGGUACCUGGCCAUCUGCCACCCACUGCACUACCCCACCAUCAUGACUGGGAAACUCUGUAGAAUUCUGGUGUCUCUCUGCUGGCUUACUGGAUUCCUUGGCUACCCAAUCCCCAUUUUCUUCAUCUCCCAACUCCCCUUCUGUGGAUCCAAUAUCAUUGAUCAUUUCCUGUGUGAUAUGGAUCCACUGAUGUCUCUGUCUUGUGCUCCAGCCCCCAUUACUGAAUUUGUUUUCUAUACUCAGAGCUCCCUUGUUCUCUUUUUUACUAUUAUGUACAUUCUUCGAUCCUAUACCUUGUUGCUCAGAGCUGUUUUUCAGGUCCCUUCUGCAGCUGGCCGGAGAAAGGCUUUUGCCACCUGUGGUUCUCAUUUAGUUGUGGUGUCUCUUUUUUAUGGGACAGUCAUGGUAAUGUAUGUGAGUCCUACAUAUGGCAUCCCAACUUUGAUGCAGAAGAUCCUGACAGUGGCAUAUUCAAUAAUGACUCCUCUCUUUAAUCCCCUGAUUUAUAGUCUUCGUAAUAAGGACAUGAAACUUGCCCUGAAAAACAUCUUGUUUAGAAUGAGAAUUAGUCGGGGCGCCUGGGUGGUUUGGGACUGUGUUUACAGUGGCAUAGCCUCCCACAGACAACCCCCACCCCCUGCCACUGACAAGCCUCCCUUCUGCAGCCCCAUUUCAGUGAUUGGAUGUUCUGCUCCCCAACUGAAUGAGGAACUAAUAUCUUCCAUCCUCUUCCCUAAUUCUGACCUCCAGUUUCCAUAUUCUGCUAAAGAACAGCACAAUUUCGACUGUGUCUUUGAAAGGCUAGAGACCAUACAGACCUACGAGAAGAGCAACUACCAGAGCAGGAGCCCUGUUCUACAGGUUCUUCAUGCCAAUGGAAUGAAGUUUCCAAAUUAUUAG
Panthera uncia (snow leopard) is the source of this 1526-nucleotide messenger RNA. RefSeq names its product olfactory receptor 11H4-like. The coding region runs from base 228 to 1526 and encodes 432 amino acids. Gene Ontology annotation, molecular function: olfactory receptor activity; G protein-coupled receptor activity. NCBI's taxonomy places the organism in Eukaryota, Metazoa, Chordata, Mammalia, Carnivora, Felidae. The record is from RefSeq and is a predicted model, not a curated record. Gene Ontology annotation, biological process: G protein-coupled receptor signaling pathway. Gene Ontology annotation, cellular component: membrane. The transcript has 3 exons.